AUGUCUUCAACCCCUCCAGGUGGCCAACGUACUCUACAGAAGAGAAGACAAGCCCAGACUGCAAAGGAUAAACAGGCCAAGCAGACACCAACUUCCGCGAGAACCGCUGGUCAUGGGGGUUCUUCUAACUCCAUCCUGAAGAUCUACACGGAUGAGGCCAAUGGGCUGAGAGUGGACCCAUUGGUGGUUCUGUUCCUAGCUGUCGGCUUCAUUUUCUCCGUUGUUGCUCUGCAUGUCAUUUCCAAGGUUACUGGUAAACUUUUUUAA
Huiozyma naganishii CBS 8797 is the source of this 267-nucleotide messenger RNA. RefSeq names its product Arf family guanine nucleotide exchange factor SBH1 (gene SBH1). The transcript has a single exon. Lineage: Eukaryota; Fungi; Ascomycota; Saccharomycetes; Saccharomycetales; Saccharomycetaceae. Bases 1 to 267 code for a protein of 88 amino acids. The record is from RefSeq and is a predicted model, not a curated record. Gene Ontology annotation, biological process: intracellular protein transport. Gene Ontology annotation, cellular component: Sec61 translocon complex.